Baudoinia panamericana UAMH 10762 is the source of this 411-nucleotide messenger RNA. RefSeq lists its product as uncharacterized. The record is from RefSeq and is a predicted model, not a curated record. The transcript is spliced from 2 exons. Gene Ontology annotation, biological process: DNA-templated transcription initiation; RNA polymerase II preinitiation complex assembly. Bases 1 to 411 code for a protein of 136 amino acids. Lineage: Eukaryota; Fungi; Ascomycota; Dothideomycetes; Mycosphaerellales; Teratosphaeriaceae. Gene Ontology annotation, molecular function: DNA binding; TBP-class protein binding; protein heterodimerization activity. Gene Ontology annotation, cellular component: SLIK (SAGA-like) complex; SAGA complex; transcription factor TFIID complex.
AUGCUCGGUCAACCUGGCCUUACACGUCCACAACCGUUCACGCUAGAGGGUGAAGGCGAUCGAGUACUAUCCAAGCGCAAGCUGGACGAGCUUGUGCGUCAGGUCACGGGCGGUAGCAGCAACGAUGAGUCCAAUCUGUCUCCAGAAGUCGAGGAGAAUCUUCUCACUCUGGCUGAUGACUUUGUGGACGAGGUCAUCACCUCUGCAUGCAAGCUUGCCAAACUACGUCCCGGCAACAGUCUGGAACUGAGAGACAUUCAGAUGGUGCUCGAACGCAACUGGGGCAUCAGGGUGCCCGGGUACAGUCUGGAGGAGGCCAGGACAGUUAAGAAGUUCCAGCCUGCCGCCGGAUGGCAGAGCAAAAUGCAGGCGAUACAGACGGCCAAGACAUUGGCUGAAAGCGAGGCGUGA